Lynx canadensis (Canada lynx) is the source of this 2830-nucleotide messenger RNA. RefSeq names its product frizzled class receptor 8 (gene FZD8). Gene Ontology annotation, biological process: non-canonical Wnt signaling pathway; canonical Wnt signaling pathway. Lineage: Eukaryota; Metazoa; Chordata; Mammalia; Carnivora; Felidae. Bases 16 to 2100 code for a protein of 694 amino acids. The record is from RefSeq and is a predicted model, not a curated record. Gene Ontology annotation, molecular function: Wnt-protein binding; Wnt receptor activity. Gene Ontology annotation, cellular component: plasma membrane. The transcript has a single exon.
GCCGAGGCGCGCAGCAUGGAGUGGGGUUACCUGUUGGAAGUGACCUCUUUGCUGGCCGCCUUGGCGCUGUUGCAGCGCUCGAGCGGUGCGGCGGCUGCCUCGGCUAAGGAGCUGGCUUGCCAAGAGAUCACCGUGCCGCUGUGCAAGGGCAUCGGCUACAACUACACGUACAUGCCCAACCAGUUCAACCACGACACGCAGGACGAGGCGGGCCUUGAGGUGCACCAGUUCUGGCCGCUAGUAGAGAUCCAGUGCUCGCCCGACCUCAAGUUCUUCCUGUGCAGCAUGUACACGCCCAUCUGCCUGGAGGACUACAAGAAGCCCCUGCCUCCUUGCCGCUCGGUCUGCGAGCGCGCCAAGGCCGGCUGUGCACCCCUCAUGCGCCAGUACGGCUUCGCCUGGCCCGACCGCAUGCGCUGCGACCGGCUGCCGGAGCAGGGCAACCCCGACACGCUGUGCAUGGACUACAACCGCACCGACCUCACCACAGCCGCACCCAAUCCGCCGCGCCGCCUGCCGCCGCCGCCCCCGGGUGAGCAGCCGCCCUCCGGCAGUGGCCACGGCCGCCCGCCCGGGGCCAGGCCCCCGUCCCGCGGCAGGGGCGGUGGCGGCGUGGACGCAGCGGCGCCCCCCACGCGCGGCGGCGGCGGCGGCGGCGGCGGGAAGGCGCGGCCCCCUGGCGGCGGCUCCGCUCCCUGCGAGCCGGGCUGCCAGUGCCGCGCGCCCAUGGUGAGCGUGUCCAGCGAGCGGCAUCCCCUCUACAACCGCGUCAAGACCGGCCAGAUUGCCAACUGCGCGCUGCCCUGCCACAACCCCUUCUUCAGCCAGGACGAACGCGCCUUCACCGUCUUCUGGAUCGGCCUGUGGUCUGUGCUGUGCUUCGUGUCCACCUUCGCCACCGUCUCCACCUUCCUCAUCGACAUGGAGCGCUUCAAGUAUCCUGAGCGGCCCAUUAUCUUCCUGUCGGCCUGCUACCUCUUCGUGUCUGUCGGCUACCUGGUACGCCUGGUGGCGGGCCACGAGAAGGUGGCGUGCAGCGGCGGCGCGCCCGGAGCGGGCGGUACGGGAGGCGCGGGCGGCGCGGCGGCGGCAGCGGGCGCGGGCGCGGCGGGCGCGGGCGCGGGUGGCCCUGGCGGGCGCGGCGAGUACGAAGAACUGGGCGCUGUGGAGCAGCACGUGCGCUACGAGACCACGGGCCCGGCGCUGUGCACCGUGGUCUUCUUGCUCGUCUACUUCUUCGGCAUGGCCAGCUCCAUCUGGUGGGUGAUCCUGUCGCUCACGUGGUUCCUGGCGGCGGGCAUGAAAUGGGGCAAUGAGGCCAUCGCUGGCUACUCGCAGUACUUCCACCUGGCCGCGUGGCUCGUGCCCAGCGUCAAGUCUAUCGCCGUCCUGGCGCUCAGCUCCGUGGACGGCGACCCGGUGGCCGGCAUCUGCUACGUGGGCAACCAGAGCCUCGACAACCUGCGCGGCUUCGUGCUAGCGCCGCUCGUCAUCUACCUCUUCAUCGGCACCAUGUUCCUGCUGGCCGGCUUCGUGUCGCUCUUCCGCAUCCGCUCAGUCAUCAAGCAGCAGGGCGGCCCCACCAAGACGCACAAACUGGAGAAGCUCAUGAUCCGCCUGGGUCUCUUCACCGUACUCUACACCGUGCCCGCCGCCGUCGUGGUCGCCUGCCUCUUCUACGAGCAGCACAACCGCCCGCGCUGGGAGGCCACGCACAACUGCCCGUGUCUGCGGGACCUGCAGCCAGACCAAGCGCGCCGGCCCGACUACGCCGUCUUCAUGCUCAAGUACUUCAUGUGCCUCGUGGUGGGCAUCACCUCGGGCGUGUGGGUCUGGUCCGGCAAGACUCUCGAGUCGUGGCGCGCCCUGUGCACCCGCUGCUGCUGGGCCAGCAAGGGUGCUUCGGGGGGCGCGGGCGCUGGGGCCGCAGGGGGCGGUGGGGUGCCGGGAGGUGGUGGGGGCGUGGGGUCCGGUGGGGGCGGGGUCCCGGGCGGUGGGGCGGGAUCCCUCUACAGCGACGUCAGCACCGGCCUGACGUGGCGAUCUGGCACGGCCAGCUCCGUGUCUUAUCCAAAGCAAAUGCCAUUGUCCCAGGUCUGAGAGGAGGGGAGGGGGCACCCGGAAGGAAUGGGGAGGGGGGCGAGGAAACCUAGUGCAGCGAAGGGACACUCGACGGGCUGAGGUUCCCACCCCUUCACCGUGUUGAUUGCUAUUAGCAUGAUAAUGAACUCUUAAUGGUAUCCAUUAGCUGGGACUUAAAUGACUCGCUUAGAACAAAGUACCUGGCAUUGAAGGCUCCCAGACCCAGCCCCCUUUCCUCCAUUGAUAUGCGUGGAGCUCCUCCCGCCAGGCGUUAAUCUCUGUUGGCAGCGGAGGGUGGACUCUGCUGCUGCGUUUCAGAACGCAAGGUUUGUAGCCCUCGCUGGUUGCCAUUUGCUGAGCUUGAAGCCAGAUCUACAGAUUUCACCUGAGGGACCUGUUUUUCUCCCUCCAUUCUCCUACGUAAAUUCUUACUCCUAACAUAUCCUAGAGGAGGGAUGACCGCGACCUAAUGGAAUUGCACGGUUUGGGUAUUCUUAAUGACCAGGCAAAUGCCUUAAAUAAACAAACAAGAAAUGUCUUAAUUAUACACCCCAAGUCAAUACGGGUUUCUUACAUUAGAGGAUGUAUUUAUAUAAUUAUUUGUUAAAUUGUAAAAAAUGUGUAAAAUAUGUACAUAUUCAAAGAUAUACAGUCUGUACAUUUUUUUUUGUAAAAAGUUUAGAGGCCACCCCUGUAAGAACAAAUAUAAGUAUUCUAUUUUGUCAAUAAAAUGACUUUUGAUAAAUGA